Cladophialophora carrionii CBS 160.54 is the source of this 3411-nucleotide messenger RNA. Its product is annotated as chitin synthase 1. Gene Ontology annotation, molecular function: chitin synthase activity. The record is from RefSeq and is a predicted model, not a curated record. Gene Ontology annotation, cellular component: cell septum; cell periphery. NCBI's taxonomy places the organism in Eukaryota, Fungi, Ascomycota, Eurotiomycetes, Chaetothyriales, Herpotrichiellaceae. The coding region runs from base 1 to 3411 and encodes 1136 amino acids. The transcript has 2 exons.
AUGGACGAACCACCGACGCCGACUCGCGGACCGCCCGGUUAUGUCGAUGGCCCUCCCUCAUAUGUGAAUACUCCUAUGGAAGAAGAGAACAUGAGUCUGGCGGGGAACAACUCGUCGCUAAGGCUGCUCCCGCAGGGUCAGGAAGAGUACAGACCGUAUGUCGCAUCCUCUGCAUCUUCUGCACCGCCCGAUUAUGAUGUGCCGCGUUCACCCAGGCGCAAGCCUGUCGCAUCUUCCAAGCUGUCGCGCGUCAAAUGGGAAGACGAGUCCGCGCCAUCUGCCGUGCGAGGCCCUGAACUGCAAUCGUCGUGGUCUUCCCUCGUCGCUGAGGCCGAAGACACCCUACAGCGCAAUCGUGAAACGACCAGUUUCAUCGGCCGUGCACCCAGUCUCAAGGCUACAGUGACACUGAAGAAAAUGCCCCAGGCUAACCGAAUUCCUUCAUAUAGAGCCCCUGCAGCAAUUCGAACUUCCCCGGACAGGUACCGAGCUACAGCAUCGAGCACAUAUAGUUCAAGACCGGGUUCGAGCCUGGGAAGAGCACCUUCGAUCCCUUUACCUACCGCAAACCCUCGCGCCCCUGUCAGACCUUCGACGCCUUCGCGAGUGUCAACAGAUUGGCCCAGACCUCCGGCGUCAACCGUCUCGUACGAGCCGGCAGAUAUUAACGGUAGCCCGCGACCAGGUACGCCAUCGUCACAAUAUGGCGGAAGUCCGCGCAGACCCCUGCCUCCAGCACCAUUAUUCUCAGCAAAGAGUAUGGCCACAGAGACCACAAUACCAAUGCCUGAACCAGAGUCGGAAAACGAUGUCUUUGUCAAUGGGCGCCCAAUUGUGCCCGACAACGAUCCGCGAGCGAGUUUAAAAUCUGCACACUCGUACAUGACCGAUUCAACGUUCACCGAGGAUGAUGACGGAACAGACGACAAGUUUGACACUUAUGGGCCCGCACCGGAAGGCAGACAGGACCGUAGAGGUCUGAGAUCCGCCCAAAUGGCGAAGAAAGAGGUCAGACUGAUCAACGGCGAACUCAUUCUCGAAUGCAAGAUUCCCACCAUUCUCCACAGCUUUCUGCCCAGACGAGACGAAAGAGAGUUUACUCACAUGCGGUACACGGCGGUCACAUGUGAUCCUGACGACUUCGUUGUACAAGGCUACAAGUUGCGCCAGAACAUUGGACCGACUGUGAGGGAAACAGAGCUCUUCAUCUGUGUCACCAUGUACAACGAAGGCGAGAUUGAGUUCACCAGGACAAUGCACGGAAUCAUGCGCAACAUCUCUCACUUCUGCUCGAGGACGAAAUCCAGGACCUGGGGCAAAGACGGCUGGCAGAAAAUCGUCGUCUGCAUCAUUGCCGACGGAAGACAGAAAGUACACCCACGAACCCUGAAUGCUCUGGCAGCUCUGGGAGUUUACCAGGAUGGCAUCGCCAAAAAUGUUGUCAACCAGAAGGAAGUCACGGCACACGUGUACGAAUAUACGACCCAAGUCUCCCUGGACGAGAGCCUCAAAUUCAAGGGCGCUGAGAAGGGUAUAGUCCCGUGUCAAAUGAUUUUCUGCCUGAAGGAGAAGAACAAGAAGAAACUGAACUCACAUCGGUGGUUCUUCAACGCGUUUGGAAGAGCUCUGACCCCCAACGUUUGUAUCUUGCUGGAUGUGGGGACGAAGCCCGAUUCAAAAGCACUAUACCACUUGUGGAAGGCAUUUGAUCAAGACUCCAAUGUUGCGGGCGCUGCUGGUGAGAUCAAGGCAGACAAGGGCAAGGGCUGGGUGGGUCUGCUCAACCCGCUGGUGGCUUCACAGAACUUCGAGUACAAGAUGAGUAACAUUCUCGACAAGCCCCUUGAGUCGGUGUUUGGCUAUAUCACGGUCCUGCCUGGUGCGCUAUCGGCAUAUCGCUACUACGCACUCCAGAACGAUGCCACCGGUCACGGUCCGCUCAGUCAGUACUUCAAAGGAGAGACGCUGCAUGGCCGCGACGCAGAUGUCUUCACCGCCAACAUGUAUCUCGCCGAGGAUCGCAUUCUGUGCUGGGAGCUUGUCGCUAAGCGGGGCGAGCAAUGGGUAUUGAAGUUCGUCAAGAGCGCAUACGGCGAGACUGAUGUGCCAGGUGUAGACGCCGUCCCUGAGUUCAUCUCCCAACGGCGACGCUGGCUCAACGGGGCGUUCUUUGCAGCAGUCUAUUCUCUGGUGCACUUCAAGCAAAUCUGGCAUACCGACCACACGCUGACCCGGAAGAUCUUGCUGCAUGUCGAGUUCGUGUACCAGUUCAUUUCCCUCCUCUUCACCUUCUUCUCCCUCGCCAACUUCUACCUCACCUUCUACUUCAUCGCCGGCUCCCUUGCAGAUCCCAAGAUCGAUCCAUUCGGCCACCAUAUCGGGAAAUACAUCUUCGUGAUCUUGCGCUACGUCACCGUCCUCUUGAUCUGUCUGCAAUUCAUCCUCAGCUUGGGCAAUCGACCGCAGGGUGCGAAGAAGCUCUUCACAGGUACCAUGGUCACCUACUCCAUCAUCAUGGCCUACACGACCUUCGCAGCAUUGUACAUUGUCAUCAAACAGCUCACCACGCAUGCUCUGGAGGAGACAGAUCCCGAGGACCCAUACAAGCUCGGCAACAACAUUUUCACCAACCUCAUUGUCAGCACCAUAAGCACCGUCGGCCUGUACUUUCUGAUGUCAUUCUUGUACCUGGAUCCAUGGCACAUGUUCACCAGCGCAGGACAAUACUUUGCUCUCCUACCGUCAUACAUUUGUACCUUACAAGUGUACGCCUUCUGCAACACGCACGACGUGACAUGGGGAACGAAAGGCGACAACGUUCUGCACACCGACCUUGGUGCUGCAAAGGCCAUUGGGCCCGGCGGUAAUACUGUCGAAGUUGAAAUGCCCUCUGAACAGCUGGAUAUCGACUCAGGCUACGAUGUGGCACUCCGAAACCUGCGGGAUAGAAUCGAAGUACCGAAACCGGCUGUCAGCGAGAAUCAGCUGCAGGAGGACUACUACAAGUCUGUACGGACGUACAUGGUGUCCAUCUGGUUGACCUGCAAUGCUGUACUUGCCAUGGCCGUGUCAGAGGCGUACCCCGUGGGGAGCCACGUUGGAAGUAACUUCUACUUGACAUUCAUCUUGUGGGCUGUGGCUGCGCUGGCGAUAUUCCGAGCCAUUGGAUCAAGUGCCUUCGGCAUCAUCAACAUCAUCUCGGCGAUCGCAGAAGGGCGAUUACAAGCCAAGUUCGAACGUAUCUUUGGAGGAGGAGACGAGAACGGACGGCGUCGCCAGGGGCUGGGAAGUGGUCUCUCGGAGAGCGGGAAGACCGGCGUCAGUGGUGGAAGCAGCGGCAGCGCGGGCAUCAGCUUGAGUGAAGUCACGAGUAAGAUUUCGGAAAAGUUCAGCUGGAUGAGCAGGAAGUGA